Messenger RNA from Hyaena hyaena (striped hyena), 788 nucleotides. It is a transcript of the gene FAM167B, whose product is annotated as family with sequence similarity 167 member B. Bases 175 to 666 code for a protein of 163 amino acids. The record is from RefSeq and is a predicted model, not a curated record. The transcript has 2 exons. Lineage: Eukaryota; Metazoa; Chordata; Mammalia; Carnivora; Hyaenidae.
UCACCCAGCCUGACACACUCAGCCUUCCAGACCCACCUUGAACAUUCACCAUCACACAUUCCCCGGCACAGUUCCAUCACCCUCAGCUCUCGCCACCUCUCCCCAGCAAUACUGCCAGCCUUUCCCAGGUUCCCAGAGCUGCAGCCUUGCCCUGUCCCUUACCCCAAACCCACCAUGUCCCUUGGGCCACUGAAAUUCCAGGCAGUAGGUGAAGAGAAUGAAGAAGAUGAGGAGGAAGAGAGCCUGGACUCUGUGAAGGCACUGACGGCCAAGCUGCAGCUGCAGACACGACGGCCCUCAUAUCUGGAGUGGACAGCCCGGGUGCAGAGCCAGGCCUGGCACAGGGCCCAACCCAGACCUGGGCUGGGGGGUCCUGGGGCCCUCUGCGGCUUCGACUCAAUGGACUCUGCCCUUGAGUGGCUCAGACAGGAGCUGCGGGAGAUGCAAGCUCAGGACCGGCAGCUGGCGGGACAGCUGCUUCGGCUGCGGGCCCAGCUGCACCGGCUGAAGGUGGACCAAGCCUGUCACCUGCACCAAGAGCUGCUGGACGAGGCCGAGCUGGAGCUGGAGCUGGAGCCAGGCGCCGGCCUGGCCCUGGCCCCGCCGCUGCGGCACCUCGGCCUCACCCGCAUGAACAUUAGUGCCCGACGCUUCACCCUCUGUUGAGCGACACCUGCGCCUCCUGAGACCUCCUGGGAAGGGGAAGGGAGUGGUGUCCCGGAGGUGCCAGUACCUCGCAAAGAGUGGUGGGAGGGUUGAGGGGUUACUCAGCUCUCCAGAAGCAUAAA